Molecule: messenger RNA, 2395 nt
Organism: Osmerus eperlanus (European smelt)
Lineage: Eukaryota; Metazoa; Chordata; Actinopteri; Osmeriformes; Osmeridae
Gene: mtif2
Product: mitochondrial translational initiation factor 2
Exons: 14
Coding region: 154-2277 (707 amino acids)
Biological process (GO): translational initiation
Cellular component (GO): cytoplasm
Molecular function (GO): GTPase activity; GTP binding; translation initiation factor activity
Source: RefSeq, a predicted model, not a curated record
UUCGAACAACCCUGUCGAAUUGUAUUGUGGGAUACCUGUCAUGGCGGCGUCCUUAGCGGAGUGGGGUGGAUUUUAUGGAUUAUUUGACAUCUGUUUAAAGCUAUCGUCCAACCUUUCAGAAUGACAUGAGUAGAAAAUUCAACUGUACAAGAGAUGAUUCGUAUGACCUCUCUGAUCAUAAGGGCAAGCCUGAUUAUCCACCGUGACCCCGGACUUCUUCCGAAGUACUUUCCAUGUCACACUCUUAAAUCAACUUGGACCCCAACGUCACAACUGACUUACCAACAUGCCAGGUUAUUUGCCUCUAAGAAGGUCAAAGGCCCUGGCAAAGAUCAGAAAGCCAAACAGAAACAGGUGAAACAAGAGGUGGAGGUAAAGGAGGGGAUGACCGUGUCUGCUCUUGCACAUGCUAUGAACAAAGACUUUGAUCACAUCAUUGAGACCUUACUGGACACUUCAGCUGAUGUGGACUCCCUUGAGCCUCACUCUAUUUUAGAGGGGAAAUGGAUCAAAGAGAUUGUGAAUAAAUCUGGAAUGAAGUACAAGUGGGCCAAACUAGUGGAGACCAAACAGAGAGAAAACAAAGAUAUUCAGAAAAGACCGCCCCCGGAUCAUGCAAAUCUGGUAUCACGUCCUCCUAUAGUGACAAUCAUGGGCCAUGUAGACCAUGGGAAGACGACUUUGCUAGACAGCCUCCGGAAGACCCAAGUAGCCGCCAUGGAGGCGGGUGGCAUUACCCAGCACAUAGGGGCCUUCCUGGUUCAGCUUCCUUCAGGGGAGAAAAUCACCUUCCUGGACACCCCAGGGCACGCUGCCUUUUCGGCCAUGCGGGCCAGGGGAGCUCUCGCCACAGACAUCGUCAUCCUGGUUGUUGCUGCCGACGAUGGUGUGAUGAAGCAGACCAUAGAAUCUAUCCAGCAUGCCAAACAUGCUAAAGUGCCAAUCAUUGUAGCGGUGAACAAGUGUGACAAGCCUCAGGCCGACCCUGAGCGUGUGAAGCAGGAGCUGCUGUCCUAUGAUGUGGUGUGUGAGGAGUAUGGUGGAGAAGUCCAGGCCAUCCAUGUGUCUGCUUUGAAGGGAGACAACCUGAUAGAGUUGGCUGAAGCUACAGUGACGCUGGCUGAGGUUAUGGAACUGAAGGAUGACCCUACAGGACCCGUGGAGGGUAUCAUCAUUGAGAGCCGUACAGACAAGGGCAAGGGGCCCGUUACCACAGCCAUUGUGCAGCGAGGUACACUGAGAAAAGGCUGCACACUGGUGGCAGGAAAGUCUUGGGCCAAGGUUCGUUUCUUGUUCGACGAGAACAACCGCACCAUCGCUGAAGCUCGCCCAAGUGACGCAGUUGAGAUUGUGGGAUGGAAGGAGCUCCCCUCUGCAGGAGAAGAGAUCCAGGAGGUGGAAUCAGAGCAAAGAGCACGGGAAGUGGUGGACUGGCGUUGUUACAUGGAGGAGCAGGAUAAACUGAAAAACGCCAUCCCUAUCAUUGAAGCUAAACAGCGAGAGCACCAAGAAAGCUACAGGAAGGAGCGAGAGGGUCUCACCCACCUCACCUGGAGGCAGAGGAAGUCUCUCCUGUACCGAACAAACAGGAAGAAAUUAGCGAUGAGACCGAGUGAGAAGCUGGAGUCCGAAGUGCUUUCCUUACCAGUCAUAGUUAAAGGUGAUGUGGAUGGUUCGGUGGAGGCAAUCCUUAACAUCAUGGAGACCUACGAUGCAUAUGACCAGUGUCAAAUGGAGGUUGUUCACUUCGGAAUAGGAGAUAUCUCUGAGAAUGACAUCAACCUGGCUGAAACCUUCUCAGGGAUGAUAUAUGGCUUCAAUGUUGGUGUGAACAAGUCUAUCCAACAAAUGGCAAAUAAGAAAAGCAUCCCCAUCAAGCUGCACAAGGUUAUCUACAAACUCAUUGAUGACCUAAAGGAGGAGUUGAGCAAUAAACUCCCUCCUAAGGUGAAGGAGAAUGUGAUUGGAGAAGCAUCUGUCCUGGCCAUGUUUGAUGUGACUGUGGGGAAAAAAAAGGUUCAGGUGGCUGGCUGUCGGGUUCAGAAAGGUCAGCUCGACAGGAAGAUGAAGUUUCGACUGUUGCGUGGUCAAGAUGUCAUCUGGGAAGGUUCCUUAACGGCACUAAAGCACCAUAAAGAUGACGUCCAGUCGGUCAGAACUGGGAUGGAAUGCGGCCUCUCGGUGGACCAGGAUAUUGCAGUCAGACCUGGAGAUGCAAUUGUGUGCUAUGAGGAGACAGACAUUCCACAAACUAUCUCAUGGGAUCCUGGAUUCUGAGACAUUUACCACUGAUAUUUGGACAUACCGUGUCAGAAAUCAAAUACUACACAGAAUUUGAUGGUAUUUGAUUAUGUGAAACUGUGGAAGGGGAUGUAUAAUAAAAUAUUUACCUUGA